GGAGAUUUGGAGACACUUGUUUUCAUUUCGCUAAAAAAAAAAUAAAACAAAAGAAAAAAAAAACACCACACGAGCAAAAUCUCCUUGGCCCGCCGCCGCCGCCUCCGCCGUCGCGCGGCGAUCUCCACCACCGCGACGCGAGCGGCGGUGCCCGGCGGCGUCCAGCUGCUCCCGCCGCCGCGUACCCUCGCCUCUGGCUCCUCCUCGCCGCGCCCAAGCCAAUCUCUCCCCACCCGCCACCUCGGCCUCUCGACUCGCGAGCGAGUUCGCCGAUCUCCAUCCAUCACCCCUCGAGCCAGCGGCGCCGGCCGACGGCGUGCUUCCGGUCCUCCCCUGCCAAAGUGUUGGUGUUGAUUUGAAGCCUCAAGGAUUCGAGCGAAAUGACUUCUUCCAUGAGCAAAUCCGACAAGAAGAAGGUGCUAGAUUUUGCGGCAUGGAGUUUCAACAUCACCACAUCCGUUGGAAUCAUCAUGGUCAACAAGGCUCUGAUGGCUACACAUGGAUUCAGUUUCGCCACAACAUUAACUGGUCUUCAUUUUGUGACAACCACCUUGAUGACUAUCGUGUUUCGGUGGUUAGGCCUCAGCCAGCCCUCCCACUUACCAAUACCAGAUCUGAUUAAGUUUGUGAUCUUUUCGAACUUGUCAAUUGUUGGAAUGAAUGUGAGCUUGAUGUGGAACUCUGUGGGAUUUUAUCAGAUAGCAAAGCUGUGCAUGAUACCUGCAUCAUGUCUCCUGGAGGUUGUCUUCGAUCGUGUACAUUACUCCCGGGACACAAAGCUGAGCAUAAUGGUUGUGCUUAUAGGUGUUGCAGUCUGCACAGUUACUGAUGUCAGUGUAAAUGCAAAAGGUCUGGCUGCUGCUGUUAUAGCUGUUUGGAGCACAGCUUUACAACAAUAUUAUGUUCAUUUUCUCCAAAGGAAGUACUCUCUGAACUCAUUCAACCUCCUGGGCCACACUGCUCCAGCCCAAGCGGGAUCUCUUCUGCUAGUUGGGCCCUUUGUAGAUUUCUUGUUGACAGGCAAAAGAGUGGAUCACUUUGGUUUCACAUCGAUUGCUUUGUUUUUCCUGACUCUCUCAUGUGUCAUUGCCAUUGGUGUUAAUCUGAGCCAAUUUAUCUGCAUUGGUCGGUUUUCUGCCGUAUCCUUCCAAGUCCUGGGCCACAUGAAGACAGUGCUCGUCUUGUCCCUUGGGUUUCUCUUCUUUGGCAAGGAAGGUCUGAAUUUUCAGGUAGUCCUUGGGAUGAUCCUUGCUGUUGUUGGGAUGAUAUGGUAUGGGAAUGCAUCAGCUAAACCAGGUGGCAAAGAGCGGCGCAGCGUUCUUCCAGUAAGGUCUGAGAAGCCUAAUGGAGCAUUAGACGAGAAGGAUGGCAGUGAGAAAUAGUACGUGACCUGCGAUUUAUAUGACAAUUUCUUCUGUGAAGUUUUUCUGGUGAUGCAGGUAUGAUAUACAAAGGAAACCUUGCCUGGCGUCUUCGUUUAGUGCUGAAGCCGUAGAUUUGCCAUCUAGAAACUCAGCAUUGUCAUAGCUAUAGAUUACAGUCAAUAUACACUUGUCAUCACAUUUUUCGUUCUCCUGUACAUUUCUUAUGGGGGAGACAGCAGAGAUGUUCUACAGGGUUGCAUGACAGUUGUCCCAAAAUACAAUAUAGUAACUGUUUGUGAUAACACGAAUUUCUACAUUUCCCUCUGGAUCUGUACAGAGUAAUAUGUUACUAUAUGAAGCAGUUAAGUUGCAUUGCAGCAUUUUAGGCUUAAA
This is a messenger RNA of Oryza sativa Japonica Group (Japanese rice), 1757 nucleotides long. Its product is annotated as UDP-rhamnose/UDP-galactose transporter 6. Gene Ontology annotation, molecular function: antiporter activity; UDP-galactose transmembrane transporter activity. NCBI's taxonomy places the organism in Eukaryota, Viridiplantae, Streptophyta, Magnoliopsida, Poales, Poaceae. Gene Ontology annotation, cellular component: Golgi apparatus. The record is from RefSeq and is a predicted model, not a curated record.